This is a messenger RNA of Drosophila willistoni, 462 nucleotides long. Its product is annotated as caltractin. Bases 1 to 462 code for a protein of 153 amino acids. The record is from RefSeq and is a predicted model, not a curated record. Lineage: Eukaryota; Metazoa; Arthropoda; Insecta; Diptera; Drosophilidae. Gene Ontology annotation, molecular function: calcium ion binding. The transcript has a single exon.
AUGGAAGAAUCUAAGAAUAUCGCGUUGGGAAACUGGAUCGAUUUCAACGCAUUUGAAUUGGAUGUGGAGGAGCCCCCAUUCAUCCUGAAGCCAGACGAGAUCAUGACAAUUAAAAAAUCAUUCGAUAUAUACGAUUUUCAACAAGUUGGCAGCAUCGAAGUAAACAAGAUGCGUCUGGCCAUGCUCCGUUUGGGCAUAGAGCCAGACACUGAUGAAAUCCGAAACCUGAUGAAGGUUUUUGACAAGAAUAACUCUGGACGCAUAACAUUCAAUACAUUCUUGCUACACAUUUGUGGCAAAAUGGCUGAAGAGAAUCUUGGAUAUGAUUUCGUCGGUGGCCUUUUCGAUUUGUGUAGUGGCAAAAUUUCAUUGUAUAAUUGCGAUCAUGCUGUCAAAGAGAUGUUUUUGACCAUAAGCGAUGAGGAAUUACAUGAGAUACUGCAAAUGGCCAAUUUGGAUUGA